AUGGAAGAGGACAAGGAGAUGGAGAUCCAAGAACAACUAAAGCAGGAGAGAGUCAAGAUGGCCAAUGAAGAAACUGAAGUCUAUCUCUAUGGAGACAAUGAAAAAGACUCGCACUCAAAAGUUAGCGAGAGAAGGAAGAGCCAAGGCCAAGGCCUUGCCUCUUUUCUUAAGGAAAAUUAUAUGGGCGAGUUUUCGAACAAACCCUCCCUUGGGGAUAGAGAGACAAGAGCACUUUCACAAGAUGUAGAGUCUCCAGCACAGGAUAUGAUCAAGAGCGAUGUGAUUGACUAUGAUAUGGACCUCGGAAGCCUUGAUGACGAAGGCGAGCCGGAUAUUGUUCUCAUAGAGGAAGAAUAUAAAUCCAUGCUAGAUAACUCCAAUCAUGGCCACUUCCUUUCAAGAAAAGACUUCAAAUUUCUGAAACUUAUCGGAUCUGGAGCCCACGCUCAGGUUUAUCUCGCUGAGAAAAUAGAUAAUAACAAGCUUUAUGCGGUAAAAGUUCUCGAUAAAAAGGAGCUGAACAGGAAGAAGCAGAUCAAAGGGACAAAAAUUGAGAGGAAAAUAUUAGAGAAAAUCAAAAGCCCUUUCAUAGUCAGAAUGCACUGUGCAUUUCAGAACAACACUAAGCUCUUCUUGGUGCUGGAGUACUGCUACGGAGGCGAACUGUUCUUUUAUCUUAAGCAUAUGAAAAAGUUCAAAGAGAGGACAGCUAAAUUUUAUGCAGCAAACAUUGUGCUCGGCUUAAAAGCUCUCCAUGAGAGCCAAAUUGUGUAUAGAGAUCUCAAACCUGAGAAUGUACUAGUCAACCAGGAUGGAUACUUAAAAAUCACUGAUUUCGGACUCGCCAAAGAAAACGUGAAUACUACAGAAGGUGCUCAAACCUUAUGUGGAACUCCUGAGUAUCUGGCCCCAGAAGUCCUGAAGAACAAACCCUACGGAAGAGCAGCAGACUGGUGGAGCUUUGGCUGUAUUGUGUAUGAAAUGCUGGAAGGACUUCCUCCAUUUUAUUCCCAAAACAGAGACCAAAUGUUUAAAAAUAUUUGAAAUCAUGAAGCAGAUUUUCCAGAAGAUAUGAACCCUCAGGCACAAGAUCUGAUAGAAAGGUUAAUUGAGAAAGAUCCUUUUGAUAGAAUUGGCUCUAGUGAGGAAGAUGCCCAAGAAGUAAUGAACCACCCAUGGUUUUCGACAAUUGACUGGGAGAAAUUAGAGAAGAAAGAGAUCAAACCUCCAUAUUAUCCAGAUACCUCAGAGAAAGGUUUAAACUACUUUGACACAGAUUUCACCGAUGAGGACAUUAAGGUCCACUUAAGAGCUUUUUCACCAGAAUGCUCUAGUGCUUCGCUUGGAGAAGAAUUUGAUGACUUUGAUUACCAGGAGGAAGAGUGCAAUGAUACUAAUUAAAUCUCUAACCUAUAUUUUUCUGUAAAAGACUUUUCAUUU
Molecule: messenger RNA, 1440 nt
Organism: Moneuplotes crassus
Lineage: Eukaryota; Ciliophora; Spirotrichea; Euplotida; Euplotidae
Source: the annotation of a GenBank genome assembly